CCUCUCUCCUCGUCAACAAGCCUUACCCUUUAAAGCGGUUCUCUGUGAUGCUCUUGAUUGCUCCAAUGGAAAAGGCCCCGAGAUCCAAAGGCACGAUUGUGCUACGAUAUCUUCAAAAAGCUGCAACCUUUACGAUCACCAACACUCCCCACAGCCCCCGCGCCGCCGCCGGCGAACGGCCGCCGGCGAUCACAUCGAUCAUUCCGACGGAAGCUUGGCAUAAAAAGCAGAACUUCAACGAAGAGCCGACGUCGCCUAAAGUCACCUGCAUAGGCCAAAUCAAGCACAGGAAGACGGCUGCGGAGAGGAAGAAGACGAAGAAGAAGAAGAACACGAAUAUCCCCUUUGCAAUUACGCGGAUUUUGAGCCAGAGGGUUAGACCGGAUCAUAAGGAGAAUAGGAAGGAGAAGAUCGUGGCCUCCCCUGUUCCAGCUCUCGGCCAAUUGAAAAGGUUUGCGAGCAGGCGCGAGCUGUCGACGCUUGCUGAUUUUGAUUGGGAGAGAGAGGUGGCGGCGCUGCCGCCGGAGACUGCGGCGGAGGACGGCGUGAAUAUUUAUCACUCUGCGCCGCUGGUGUUAGGCGGCGAUGUGGUGUCGGAGGAGCAUAAGGAGAUUGGUUUGUGGAGGAGGAGAUCUAUAGCUGCCCUCAGGCCUAUUCAGGUGAAUAAGUGAUUUUUUUUUUUUCAGUGGGGCGAUUGCAUAAAGGGCACCCAAAUCAUUGCUAUUUACAAAUUAUGGAGGAUUUGAUAAAAAUGAAAUUUUUGGGUUUGAAUUUUACCAUGAUGUUUGAUAUUUAAGGGGGAAUUUUGAAAAAUGGAUGAAAGAGGAUGGUUGGUUUGCCAGUAACAAGUUUUUGGGUGGUCUCUAUGUAAAUUGCCCCAUUUUUUGGGAUUAAAUAUUUAUGGGGAAUUUUUCUUAGCAUAGAAAAUAAUAUGAAAUUACUAUGUGAUGUAUUUUAGUAUGUUGGAGGGCUAAUUCCCUAUAAAAGUUUUUUCCCAGUAUUUUGUGUGUUAAUUUGGUGGUUGUUUUCUGUAAAG
This is a messenger RNA of Phalaenopsis equestris, 1036 nucleotides long. RefSeq lists its product as uncharacterized. Lineage: Eukaryota; Viridiplantae; Streptophyta; Magnoliopsida; Asparagales; Orchidaceae. The transcript has a single exon. Bases 48 to 671 code for a protein of 207 amino acids. The record is from RefSeq and is a predicted model, not a curated record.